GGGCUGCCGGCCGAAGGGGUCGCUCGGCCGGGGGCUGGUGGCACCCGCUUGCGGUAGGUUCGGGCGCUGGGAACGGCCGCGGGUAAACGCUACCCCGGCCCUGCCUCCUGGAUAGACUUCUUCUUCCCUUUUGAAUCUUCUUCUCCUGGAAGGCCCAGCGUCGUCGUCUUCCUCGAGGGAGUAGAGAGCAGUAUGUGUGAAAGGAAAAGAGGGAAAUGACAUGUAACACGUUAAAUCAACAAAUCGUAGACAGCAAGUACCUGACCUAUUAAUUGGUCUGGAAGCUCCCAUGAGUCAGUUCAGUCCAGGAGAGUGGUCAUUUCUCACAACAUGGAUAAAGCGCUGAAAGAAGUGUUUGACUACAGCUAUAGAGAUUACAUCCUGUCCUGGUAUGGGCAACUCAGCAGAGAUGAAGGGCAGCUGUACCAGCUGCUAUCUGAAGACUUCUGGGAGAUUGCCAAGCAGCUGCGACAGAGGCUGAGUCACAUUGAUGUAGUUAAAGUUGUCUGCAAUGAUGUGGUGAAAGCUUUACUCACACACUUCUGUGAUCUUAAAGGAGCCAGUGUCAGGCAAGAAGAUCCACCGAAGCCAUUUUUGCUGCACCCAUGCUUGAGGACCGCUGAUGAAGAAGUAAGAUUCCUGCAAAAAUGUUCUCAAAUUCUGGUGUUUUGUCUCCUACCCUCAAAGGAUGUCCAGUCUGUCAGCUUGCGCAUAGUCCUUGCAGAAAUACUUGCAACAAAAGUACUGAAACCAAUGGUGGAACUGCUGAGUGAUCCAGAUUAUAUCAACCGAAUGCUGCUCAGCCAGCUGGAGUACAGAGAACAGAUGAAUGAGCAUCACAAGAAAGACUAUACAUAUGCUCCUUCUUAUGAGGAGUUCAUCAAGCUCAUCAACAGCAACUCUGAUAUUGAAUUCCUGAAACAACUGAGGUAUCAGAUUGUAGUGGAAAUAGUUCAGGCAACCACAAUCAGCAAUUUUCCCCAAAUGAAGAGGCAGAAAGAUUCAAAAGGAAAGGAAACUGCUGCAAUGAAGGCUGACCUACUGAGGGCUCGCAAUGUGAAGAGGUACAUUAAUCAGCUGACAGUGGCAAAGAAGCAAUGUGAGAAGCGAAUAAGACUCCUUGGAGGGCCUGCUUAUGAUCAGCAGGAAGACGGGACUUCAGAUGAAGGUGAUGGUCCUCCAAGUCAGAAGAUUCUUCAGUUUGAGGAAAUUUUGGCCAACCCUUCAUACAGAGAACACUUUCGAAUCUACCUGGAUAGGAUGGACAAGAGGGCUUUGAUCAGUCUUUGGGAGUCUGUGGAGUAUCUAAAGAAUGCUAACAAGGCUGAAAUACCUCAACUGGUGAGUGAGAUUUAUCAGAAUUUUUUUGUGGAAAGCAGAGAAAUACCCGUGGAAAAGCCGCUUUAUAAAGAAAUACAGCAAAGUCUCGUGGGGAAUAAAGGCAUUGAAGUAUUCUACAGAAUUCAGGCAGAUGUUUGUGAAACUCUAAAGGACAGAUACUACCCCUCAUUCAUUGUCAGUGAUUUAUAUGAGAGACUGAUCAAGCAGGAAGAAGAAAGAAGUUCUGUUCAACUAGCACCUGAGGACAAAGAUGAAGUGAGCCAAGGUUGUGAAGAAGCUACUGAAGAAUGCAGCACAAGAAUUAAUGAGCAGGCGAGUUACGCUGUAAAUAAACUUCGCCAGCUAAAUGACAAGCUCGAGUAUAAGAAACAGGCGCUAAAUUCCAUAUGUAAUUCACCAAAACCCGACAAAAAGAUUGUUUCCAAGUUGAAGGAUGAAAUUACUUUGAUGGAGAGGGAGCACAGUGACCUGCAGUUGCACAUUGCAAGAACGGACUGGUGGUGUGAGAAUCUGGGCAUGUGGAAAGCCUUCAUCAUCUCAGGCGAGGUUUUGGAAGAGAAUGGAGAACAAGUGCCCUGUUAUUCUGUCAUGGUGAGUUUACAAGAAGCUGGUGGAGCUGAAACUAAGAACUGGACUGUUCCUAGGAAGCUCAGUGAGUUUCAGAGUCUACACCGGAAACUCAGUGAGUGUUUUCCGUCAUUAAAGAAAGUUCAGUUGCCUUCACUCAGCAAGCUGCCCUUCAAAUCUGUAGAUCAGAAAUUCAUGGAGAAGUCCAAGAACCAGCUUAAUAAUUUUCUGCAGAAAUUGCUCUCUGAUGAGAGACUCUGUCAGAGUGAAGCACUUUAUGCCUUCUUGAGCCCUUCCCCAGAGCACCUCAAAGUUAUCGAUGUGCAAGGAAAGAAGUCAUCUUUUUCACUCUCAUCGUUUCUGGAACGACUUCCUGGUGAUUUGUUUUCUCAUCAAGAGGAAGAAACAGAAGAGGACAGUGACCUGUCGGACUAUGGAGAUGAGGUGGAUGGGAAAAGGGAAUCUCUUGCAGAGCCGUGCUUCAUGCUGAUCGGAGAAAUUUUUGAGCUGCGAGGAAUGUUUAAGUGGGUCAGAAAAACAUUGAUUGCACUAGUACAAGUCACUUUUGGGAGAACUAUCAACAAGCAAAUCCGUGACACCGUACACUGGAUGUUUAGUGAACCAAUGCUCGUUUACUACAUUGGUGUGUUUCGAGAUGCUUUUUGGCCAAAUGGAAAGUUAGCACCACCAUCAACAGCCAAAACUGAAGAGCAAAGUCAGGAAACAAAACAGAGAGCACAGCAAAAACUACUUGAAAACAUUCCAGAUACACUGCAGAGUCUUGUUGGACAACAAAAUGCUCGUCAUGGUGUAGUCAAAGUAUUCAAUGCACUGCAAGAAAGAAAGGCUAACAAGCAUCUACUCUAUGUCUUGCUGGAAUUGCUGCUAACUGAACUGUGUCCUGAGCUAAGAGCUCAUUUAGAGCAGCUUAAUGCCACUUAGGUUUCAAUCUACACAUGUGGACCACUAGAGAAAUGUCUAUGUGCAAUAAUAGACAUGAAACUUAUUUUCCUCUUUUCCAUAGAGGGCUGAGGACUAUGAUUCUUUUUAGGGUUUUUUUCCUCUUACUUUUUUUGUGAAGUAAACAGACUUGAAAAGAUCUGAUGCUGUAGUAGGAUAGAUAAAACAACGCUGUAUAGUUGCCAAUUUUUAUUUAAAUUGUUCUAUUUGACUACUCUUCUGUUUCAAAUAUAGAUUGAAAAAUAAAUGUUCAUAUAAACUGAAAGAAACCAGAAACUAUUUUAAGCAUUUAUGAAAAGUUUUGCUUAUAGUGGUAAAUUAAUGAAUGUUGUACAGUUCUAAUCUCCUCACUGAGGAUUUGAGCAUUCCUUUAUUCCUGUGUAUUGAAAAAGCCUUGUUGUGCAAUACUACAUGUAAAGCUAUUGUGAAAAUUUUAUCAAUUUUGUUUUUACCAAAGAUUUCCCAUAUGUUGAAGCAUUUGUAAGCAAUAAAUAACAAAAUUGGA
Rhea pennata is the source of this 3373-nucleotide messenger RNA. It is a transcript of the gene SNX25, whose product is annotated as sorting nexin 25. The coding region runs from base 331 to 2850 and encodes 839 amino acids. Lineage: Eukaryota; Metazoa; Chordata; Aves; Rheiformes; Rheidae. Gene Ontology annotation, cellular component: endosome. The record is from RefSeq and is a predicted model, not a curated record. The transcript is spliced from 19 exons. Gene Ontology annotation, molecular function: phosphatidylinositol binding.